Messenger RNA from Epinephelus lanceolatus (giant grouper), 4552 nucleotides. The record is from RefSeq and is a predicted model, not a curated record. NCBI's taxonomy places the organism in Eukaryota, Metazoa, Chordata, Actinopteri, Perciformes, Serranidae.
AAGGAAGAGGCCGCUAAAGCCACCGCAGCCUAAGAAGAGGCUGAUGCGACUUCCACAGGUGGACAUGAAUCCAGCAAAGACGUGGCUGUGGAAGAAGAGAUGGUUGAUGAUGAAGAGGAGAUUGCUACCACAAGUGCAAAUGAUUCUGCAGAUGAGAACGAUGAUGAAUUGUCAAAAGAACCAGCUGAAGAAGGAACUGAAGAUGAGCUGGCUGUAGAAAAGCAGAUCACAACUGCAGAUGAAUCAAAGGAAGAGGAUGCUGAAGAUGACGUUGAAGCUGAAGAGACUGCUGUGUCAGCAACAACUGAAAAUGAAUCUGAUGACGAAGAAGCUGUGGAAGAAGACAUUCCAGCCACCACUGCUGACGAGUCUGCAGAUGAGAACGAUGAUACAGCCACAGAUGAAAAAAAAGAAAGUGACGAUGAGGUUGCUGUAGAAAAGGAGACUGCUGUCACAACUGAAGAUGAAUCGAAUGAAGAUGCUGCUGAAGCCACCACAGCUGAAGAUGAAAACAUGGCAGACACAACAGAACAUGAAUCUGAACAGGAAGAGGCUGCGGUAGCAUCGGCAGCUGAAGACGUGGAAGAGACGGCUGCCACCAGCGAUGAUGAUUCUGCAGAGAGUUUGGAUGGCACCACAAAUGAAGAUGAGGCCGCAGAGGAGAAUGAACCAGCUGUGGAAGCAGCAAGUGAAGAUGAGCUUGUUGUGGAAAAGGAGAUUGCCGGUACAAGUAUGGACGAACUUAAGGAAGAGGCUGCUGAAGCCACGGCUGCUGAAGAUGAAAAUGUGGCAGACACAACUGAACAUGAAUCUGAACAUGAAGAGGCUGUAGAGGAAGGGACAGCCGACGAUGACGAGGAGAUUCCUGCCAUGAGUGCGGAUGAGUCUGCAGAUGAGAACGACGACACAACCACAGCUGAUGAAUCAUCAAAAGAACCAGUUGAACAGGCAACAACUGAAGAAGAGAUGGCUGUUGAAAUAAAGGCUGAAUCAAAUGAAAAUGAAACUGCAGCAGAAGACACUGCUGUGGCAGCCACAACUGAAAAUGAAUCCGACAAAGAUGGAGAAGAGACUGCUGCCACCAGUGAUGAUGAUUCAGCAGAAGAUGCCACCACAAAUGAAGAUGAGACUGCAGAGGAGAGUCAUGUCACAGGUGAUGAACUGUCAAUGAAACCAGCUGAAGCAGCAACAGCCGAAGAGGAUGCGACAGAAAAAGAGGCAAGUGUCGCAAGUGAAGACGAAUCAAAGGAACAGACUGCUGACGAUGAAACCGAAGCAGAGGACGCUGCUGUGGAAGAAGAGUCAAAGGAAGAGCUUGCAGAAGCCACCAAAGUUGAAGAAAAUACUGCAGAAGAGUCUGAUGAGGCAGCCACAGCUGAGGGUGAAUCUGGAGAGGAUGAGGCUGCCGCGAACGAUGAAGAUGAAACUGCGGACAAUGAUAAUGCAACAACGGCUGAAGAUGAAAGUGCUGUUGAAAAAGAACAUGAAGCUAAAGAUGACAGUGUUGACGAACAGGCAGAUGUUGAAGCUACAUCUGAACAUGAAUCGGACGAAGAUGCAGCUGUGGAAGCCACCAGUGCAGAUGAGUCCGAGUCAGAUGAGAGGGAAAAAGCUGGCAAAGCAAUAAGUGAAGAUGAAGCUGCUGAAGAAAAAGAGAUUGCUGCCACAAGUGAAGAUGAAAAGGAGGAAGAAGCUGGUGAAGAGGAAAACACUGCAGAAGAUGUGGCAGCUACAAGUGAACAUGAAUCGGACAAAGAUGAGGCUGUGGCAGCCACCAGUGCAGAUGAGUCUGAGCCAGAUGAGAAGGAGACAACUGACAAAGCAACAAGUGAAGAUGAGGAAAAAGAGAUUGCUGCCACAAGUGAAGAUGAAAUGAAGGAAGAAGCUGGUGAAGAGGAACAUGAAUCUGACAAAGAGGAAGCUGUGGAGGAAACUGCUGCUAGCACUGAAGAUGAUUCUGCAGAAGACAUGGAUGCCACCACAAAUGAUGAAGCUACAGAGGAAAACGACAACACAACCAAAGCUGACGAACUGUCAAAAGAACCCUCGGAAGCAUCAACAACUGAUGAUGAGGUUGCUGUGGAAAAAGAGGCUGCCACCACAGAUGAGGAGGACGCCAAGGAGGAGACUGUCGAGGGAGCUACAGCCACAGAAAAAGAAAAUUCAGAUGAAGAGGAAAUCAGUAAAGCUGAUGAUGAAUCAAAGGAGGAGGUGGAGGAAACCACAAAUGAACAACUUGUGGAAAAGGAUGAUAAUGUGGAAUCUGAUCCUGAAUCAGCAGGUGAUGAAAGCUCCAAAGCUGCGACUGAAAAUGAAUCAGAGGAAGAGGACGAUGAAUCGGCCACAGAUGGGAAUGAAACAGUAACCAACGCGACAACAGAUGCAAAUGAGACUGCAGCAGAGGAGGAUUCUUCAGAAGUUGCAAAUGAUAAUGAAUCAGGAGAAGAGUGUGUAGAAACAAAGCCUGAGACUGAAAAUGAAAGUGCAGGAGAAGAUGAAAAUGCAGAUGAGGAUAAAGUGGAUGAAAAUAAGACUUCAAGUGAGGCAGAGGAUGUUGAGGUAGCAUCUGCCGAAGAGCUUCACGGCACAGAAUCAUCUGAGAAAAUUGCAGAAAGCAGGGCCGCCGAAGAUGUUGUAAAAGAGGAAGAAAAAGAUGGAGAUGAUAAUGGAUCUCACAAUGAAGAACAAGAAGAAGGUAUAACAACUGGUGAGGAAGAGGCUGAAAAUGAUGGAGACGAAUCUGCGGAAAAUGAAAGUACUAAGGAGCAUGGAGCAACAGGUGAAGACUGCACAGAAGCUGCAACAACAGGAAAUGAAUGUGAAGAACAUGAAACAAAUGACGAAUCUGAAAAGCCUGAAAGUGACGGUGGAGAGGAGUCUGGAACAGAAGGUGCAUCUACAGGAGAAGCCCAAACAGGAAAGGAAGAAUCCAUCGAUAACUCAGAAGAUGAAUCUGCAGAUAACAAACUGUCAGCUGUAGAAGAAGAAAAUGACAUGACAGAUGAUCGAGAAGAUGCCAUCACCGAAACAAAUGAUGAAACAGAAGGGGCAGAUGACGUGGUGGAGCUGAAGCCAGAUAAGGAAGAUGAAGUGGAGGACAUCUCGGAAAACAAAGCAGUGGAAGAUGAAGGUAACGAUGAACAGCAAACAAGUGUAACACAAUGUGAACGCAUCAACAUCACAAAUGGAAGCCAUGAUAAUGACGAAGAUGUCGAAGCCUCCGAAAAAGAAGAAGAGGAGGAGGAAACUUCAAAGACAACCAAUGAAGACUGGGGAGAACACCACGGAGAUUCGGCCGAUGGAGAAGACGAAGCAGAGGAAGAUUCAGACGAAGCAGAUGACGGAGAGCAAGAUUUUACUCCGAGCAAGAUGGAGAAUCGAGAGAUGCCAAAAAAAGCAGCUGAGAAAACAACACCAAUCACACUUGAUGCUCUGAGCAAAGUGAAGGCAGAAUCUGAGGAUGGCACUUACGCGGAUGUUGAAGAUUCUGAGACUGACGUAAACACCCAGGAAGAAGUUUCAAGCCUCGAAUUAAAGACUUCGAAGACGAUUUCGUAAUAAGAUGACUGUGACUCUGCAAAGACUAAAAGGAGGAGAAGACAGCAGCUGCAAGUAAUGAGCAGUCUGAAGUCAUUCUUGUUUUAGUCAAACCCUCGGGUCUUCCAGAAGAGACCAAACAAGAACUUUAAAGCAAAAAAAAGCAGAAUGAUUGAUCUAGAUGAUUAGAUCUUAUUAUAUAUUCGCUAAAGAAACACAAGCACUUUGAAGCAGCAUCUCUGCUGCUGGGACUGAGCUCAUGCACAGCUACUGAUCAUGCACUUGCAUGUAAAAGGAAUCAUAAAACUUGAAUGUAUAUACAUACUUAUAAAUACAUACUGUAUGUAGGAGGUUUGCACAGUUUUAAUGCAAAACUAAAUGGGAUUUAUUUUCAUUAUAGUGUUUGUUACAUGCUAACUACUGGAACUCCGAGCCUCAGACAGACACUCGGCACCAGUGGCAAAAUAAGCUUUAUGGACUGUUACAUUUAUGAUUUAAAGAAUGUCAUACAUGCACAUGUACUGUAGUGUUUCUUCAAAUUACUGCAGUGUACUUACACUACUUUCCUUGCAGGAUUAAGCAAGUCUCUGACUGUAUUUAAACUUAUCCAAAGUAUUCUUUGAAGAGUUUUGGCUCCAAAGUUAAAAUUAAAGGUAUAUAUUUUUCUAGUUAAUAUUUCUGGACAGCCAGAAACUGUUGAUAAUAUUCAUUUUGAAUGUUUAAUGUACUAAUAUGCAGAUACAAUACUGUUGAUCUAAAGAACAAACUGGAUGAUGAUGAUUAACAUCAGCAUCUUCACAGUUCCAUCAGGUAACUGCUUUAUAGCUUUAAUUGACUUCUGUAGCAGCUGAACCAGAACAUGUCAGGGUUUUCUGUAUCACGACGAUAUGUUCUGUAUUUUAGCAAUUCAGCAGUGUUUAUCAGUAAGAAAAUACACUAUUCUCUGUGGCACAGAGGUUACUACCUUUGCUGAAUGUACUGUAUUUAUUGUCUCUGAAAUAAAAAGUACUUUGAA